Messenger RNA from Fusarium mangiferae, 795 nucleotides. RefSeq lists its product as uncharacterized. The transcript has a single exon. The record is from RefSeq and is a predicted model, not a curated record. The coding region runs from base 1 to 795 and encodes 264 amino acids. Gene Ontology annotation, molecular function: acyltransferase activity, transferring groups other than amino-acyl groups. NCBI's taxonomy places the organism in Eukaryota, Fungi, Ascomycota, Sordariomycetes, Hypocreales, Nectriaceae.
AUGGAAACGAUGGCACCUCUUCAUCACGCCCUUCCCCCUCUUGAAGUCUUCGUCACUGCUGAGGAUUUUGAGAACCUUGGCAUGACGCCAUGGUUCAGUUACUCAGUCACUCUGCCGGAGCGACCCAUUCCCAGCGCUUCGGACCGGCCCCCACUGGAGACUGAGCGUCUGCUUAUCCGACCUCUCACAAUGAACGACCUGGAUGCAUUUCAUGAGCUUCGCAAACGUCCUGACAUUCAGAACCACUCAACAGCUCGCGGCCGCGCAACCAAAGACAAGGACGAGACUGAACGACAACUCCAUUCUCUGGUUCAGGACGACCAAAGCCACUGGUGGUUUGGCGCCUUUCUUAAAUCGACCAAUGAGCUCAUAGGCGAGGGUGGCCUGCCAGACGUCCUAGCCAUGUCCUCCUCGAUCUCUGGUUGGCCAGAAGCCGAGUUCCUCAUCAAACCAGAGUUCCGCCGCCAGGGAUACGGCACUGAGCUCUGGACGGCAGUCAUGAAUUCGUGGUGGGAUCUACCUCGUGAGCGACGACGACACCAACUAGUCCCCGUCGUCGCACCCGGAAAAGAACCCGGCGACAAGAUGGACGAGUGUGUUGUCUUCCAGUGGGAAGCAGGCAACGAAGCCGCCAAGAACUUCUUCGCAAAGGUCCUGUCACAAGCACCCGUUGCCGCACAGGGCGGCUGCGAGAGCAUCGAUACGCGAGACGGAAAAGAGGGAAAUCUCAUCACGUGGGCUGGCACAAUCAUCUGCAAUCCUAGGCCGAUGCCUGAGGAGGAGGACUCUGAUUAG